AUGGCUAGGUUGCUCACUCUUGUUGUUUUAUGUCUUAACAUUACGUUCAUAUUAGGUGGGCGAGGAAAAUAUGUGAAUAAACGAAGUUUGAUUGAUUUAAAAUGUUAUGAAAAUGGGAGAUUUUACAGGAACCCGCAUAGACCAGAAGACGGCUUAUGGUCCAGAGAGGAGUGUGCCAAAUAUUACCUAUGCGUUGAUGGAGAGGUCUUUGAAUUCAAAUGUUCGCCAGGAUUGCUCUUCGAUGUUAAUCGUCAGUUGUGCGACAUGCACCAAAAUGUACAUAAUUGUGAUAUGACGACAGAAACUUCGAUACCGAAGCCUCUGUUGGAGAAGGCUAAAUGCGCCAAUGAAACUCAUUUGGGAUGUUCUGACAACCGCUGUUUGCCAGCGGCAUACUUUUGCGACGGAUCAUUCGACUGCGAGGACUAUUCAGACGAAGGCUGGUGCGACUUAAACUCGGACCCAAAUUCCGCGGAACCGUGCGAUCCCGGCAUGUGCCUGUUGCCCGACUGUUUCUGCACGAAAAGCGGCAAAGAAAUACCAGGAAAUCUCAUUCCGAAUCAGACACCUCAAAUGAUAACUCUCACCUUCGAUGGCGCAGUUAACCACGAAAACUGGGAUAUUUACACGAAACAUUUAUUCACAUCUGACCGAAAAAAUCCCAACGGGUGCCCCAUUAAAGCCACCUUCUUUAUUUCGCACCCCUAUACAAACUAUAGGCACGUGCAGAAGUUGUGGAACGAUGGGCAUGAAAUUGCAGUUAACUCCAUAACCCACCGUGGACCGGAGGAAUGGUGGUCGAAGAACGCCACCGUCGAAGACUGGUUCGACGAGAUGGUCGGACAAGCGAAUAUAAUCAACAGGUUUGGCAAAGUCUGGAUGGAAGACUUCAGGGGCCUCCGCGUGCCGUACCUCUCUGUAGGCUGGAACCGCCAAUUCCUCAUGAUGCAAGAGUUCGGCUUCGUGUACGACGCGACGAUAGUGGCUCCGCUAUCCGAUCCACCAUAUUGGCCUUACACGCACGACUACAAAAUGCCGCAUGCUUGCACGGAGAAUAACCAAUACUGUCCUACAAGGAGUUAUGCUGGUUUGUGGCAAAUGGUAAUAAAUCCUCUAUCAAAUGCCAAUCAAACAUGUGCUACUUUAGAAUAUUGCCAAUCAACUUUGAGUGGUGAAGACAUAUACAACAUAUUAAUAAAUAACUUCAAAAGACAUUACCUGAAAAAUAGAGCUCCAUUUGGUAUACAUUUAAGUGGCACAUGGCUCAAAAACAGCCAUUAUCUUGCUGCACUAAAGAGAUUUAUAAUCGAACUCUUGCGGCUGCCUGAUGUCUAUUUUGUAACAUACCGUGAGGUCAUUGACUGGAUAAAAAGACCAACACCAGUGUUGCAAUUGAAAAAGUUUCAACCGUGGCAGUGCAAAGUUCGCCGUUUCAAUGAAAAUGAGAUUGCUUGCAACAAGCCUAAAACAUGCAAAUUACCAUCCAAAGUAUUAGAGCAUGACAAAUACAUGAUAACAUGUGUGGACUGCCCAAAGAGCUACCCAUGGAUAAGAAAUGAAUUUGGCUUUGAU
This is a messenger RNA of Iphiclides podalirius (scarce swallowtail), 1572 nucleotides long. The record is from the annotation of a GenBank genome assembly. Lineage: Eukaryota; Metazoa; Arthropoda; Insecta; Lepidoptera; Papilionidae.